Messenger RNA from Pocillopora verrucosa, 3189 nucleotides. RefSeq names its product HBS1-like protein. Gene Ontology annotation, molecular function: GTPase activity; GTP binding. The record is from RefSeq and is a predicted model, not a curated record. Lineage: Eukaryota; Metazoa; Cnidaria; Anthozoa; Scleractinia; Pocilloporidae. Gene Ontology annotation, biological process: translation.
UAUGGCUUCCUUGUGGAGAAGAGUGUCUUCAUGGCUUUCCCCUUUGUGCGGAUCGUAUCUGAAGAGCUUUGCAUCGUGAUCGACCGAUCGUCUUCAAGAAACUAGAUCAAUAAAAUGGCAAGGCAUAGAAACUACAGAAAUUAUGCCUACGAAGACGACAUGUCUGAUGAUGUGUAUGGUCAUUCAGUGGAGGAUUAUGACAUAGCAGUAUCACCAACCACUGCUGAGGAAUUCCUGUUCAGACGUAGCAAUAGUCGGGACCCAAAUCUAUCAGCAUACAUGGCUGAUAGAUUUGGCAGAGUGGAAGAAGAAGAUGAAGAAGAAUCUGAUGACGAACCUCUGGCUACAUCACAGGACUACAGAAGACCUCAGUUAGAUCCCAGGAGUGAAGAAAAAUUAUCCUCUUGUUUGGAUCAACUACAUUCUAUUCUUGGAGAGAACUUAGAUGAAUGCACAGCUGUAACGGCAGUUAUACAGAACAACUUUGACUUAGAGAGGGCUCUGGAUCAAAUUCUUAGUGGUGGGGAAAAGCAGGGCAUCAAGGAUAACUCACGUCCAGCUGGAAGUAAAGAUUGUGAAUUAUUUCAAACCCAGUCAGAAAAACAGGUUCAAGUCAAUGAGCAAAAUAGACUAUGCAAAAAAGCUGUUGCAAAGCAGUUGUCUGCAGGUAGAAAAAAGAAUCUCAAAACAACUAAAGAAACAACUUUGUUGGCAAAUAAUUCUGGCUCAGUAAGUUUGUCAGGCAUUUCUCCUACGGCAUUAUCUUUAAACACUUUGGCUCAAGGAUCAUCUGCUGACAACUCGUCAUCAAAUGACAGUGUUUUGCGCAAACCAACCAUCGCAGCAUCUUUGUCUUCAAACUCAAACACAAAAUCUGUUGGGUCAUUUAAUAUAGAUGGAGUAUCUGUAUCUGUAUCUGAACCUCCUCACACUGUGUCACCUCCCACUUCAUUAUCAUUGGCAGCAGUUGCUCAGUCACACCAAGCAAGAGUCAGUGAUGGAUCAGAGAUGCCAGCACAAAGUGUUCUGUUAGCAGCCCCUCUAAGUAGCUUGUCUCGCUCAGGAGGGUCAUUAUCUGUACAGUCAGUGACAUCUCUUUCAGUUCCUCUUAGCCAUCUUUCUGGCCUAGGAGGACUACCAUCUUUGUCAGAGUCACAGAACACAGAUAAUAACAAGCUCCCCCUGACCUUGGGCAGUCUAUCGCAGUUGUCUCCUCAGCAAGGUCCUUUGUCAACUCAGCCAGUGACAUCUUCAUCAUCAUCUCUAUUGUCAGUUCCUCUAAGCAGUCUUUCAGGGCAGUUAGGAAUAUCAUCAGUUUCAAAGCUGGUGAUGGAUGGCACUAACAACCCUCCCUUGACUUUGAACACUUCACAGUCACAGUUAUCUUCCCAACAGAGCUCAUUAUCAGGACAAGCAUUGCCAUUGUCAUCAUCAUCUCUUCUUUCGGUUCCUCUCAGCAGUCUUUCAGGCCAAAUAGGAGAAUCAUCACUGUCAGAGCCGCCAAACAGUGGUCUCCACAACCCUUCCCUGACAUUGAAGAGUUUGUCACAGUUGUCUUCCCAGAAAGGCUCAUUUGGACCCUCUAAUUCUUUGUCAAGCAGCCCUCUGCUCUCACCUCUUAAUAGUGUCUCACAGAAAGGCAGUGCAUCCACUAGUGAAACAACCCUUGGAUCUUUACUUAACUCUACAUCCAAAAGCUCUGCAUUUUCCUUACCCCUUAGGAACUUGGCUGAGAUUUCAAAAUCAGGGUCAGAAUCAGGAGAGGUUAUUACACAGGGACCUUCAUUGUCAAUGCUGCAUGGCAGUUUAUUGCAUGUAAGACACUCUCCAGGAAGUGGAAUGGACACAUCACCCUCAAAACUGUCUCAGUCAUCUGGCACAUCCCUUUCAUCAAGUCCACUAUCAAAUGUUGGUACUUUAAAUGGAAAUUCUUUGGUUCUCAAAUUAACUGACCUGAAGAUCCAUGGCAAUUUAAGUGGCAUUCACCAGCAGGAGAACGAUCAUAAUCACAACCAGACAAUGGAACACAAAGGCGUAAAAACACCUGUGAUGCCCUCCAUGUCUGACGUGCCUGUGAACCAAGAACAGUUAAAAUCAGUGCAUGCUGGGAAUAACAAACCAAUACAUGUUGCAACAAGUGCAGAGAAAGAUUCUGUUAAUAUUUACAAUGGCAAAAGAACAAAAAAGCAUUUAGAGGUAGAAAGAGAUGGUGGUAAAACACAAAUAAGACUGUCUCCAUUGAGAGCAAAACCAACCAUGUUUGCUUUAACAAUGUGCUCUGCCCAUAAUGCAGCUGCUCAAAGAGUAGUCAAGCAGCUUUACAAUGCAGAUCUCUCCAACAUAACCCCUUUUGACUUCUCUUCGCCAUCACCUGACGAUAUUGUGAAUGAAAAGCAAAAGAAAGCAUUUUUAAGAAAGAAAUGACAGUCAAAAGGAAUUCAAGAAAAAAUUACACAUUGAUUAGGCUUAGAUAUGCAAUAUACCAAGCACGGCUGAUUUUAUUUCAUUGCUUGAUAGUAAUUAAAUUGAAACGGAGUAAAACUUCAUCAAUAUAAUAUUUCAAUAUGAAGUUUAAAAAAAAACACAAUUCUAGAAAGCAAGAUAAUUUUUCCCCCUGUAAUUGUCUAUAUUUUUAAAAUUUGUGUAAAUUUGCUGUUGUUUUAAAUAUUUACAGCUAAAUGUAUAUGUUGGAAAGUUUGACCCAAUUGUAAGUUUUAUUGACUAAAUUAUGUCGCUGGGGAAACAAAGAACAAAGUGUAAUGUCUUAUUUGUAUUUUAAGAGAUAAUACUGCACCAAAGUUGUUUUAGUUAUGUGAUGUUUGUCUAAACACUGCAUUUGAAUUCCAAUGUCAGUAUUGCUGUUAACCCUUUAACUCCUAUGAGCAACCAAGACAGAAUUUCUCCUUGCAAUGAAACAUCAAGCAGAGAAGUGACAAGAAAAAUAAUGGAGAGUAUUAGUUGAUCCAAUACCAAAUUCUCUAAACUAACAAAACAAGAAUUGUGUGGCAGAGAGUGAGAAGGUUUUACUAAUUAGAUCUUAGGAGUGAAAGGGUUAAAUUUGCUUCUAGGUUGAUUUGCAAUUUCCUUUGUUACAUGCCUUGAUUUUGAACCAUAAGGUAAGACGACAAUUAUUAAAAAGAAAUUUAAAAUCAACCUGGGAAAAGACUCUUUACCUGAAAGGAAAAAUAA